Lethenteron reissneri (Far Eastern brook lamprey) is the source of this 1055-nucleotide messenger RNA. RefSeq names its product AFG2 interacting ribosome maturation factor (gene AIRIM). The record is from RefSeq and is a predicted model, not a curated record. Gene Ontology annotation, cellular component: nucleus; cytoplasm. Lineage: Eukaryota; Metazoa; Chordata; Hyperoartia; Petromyzontiformes; Petromyzontidae.
UUGGACUCUCGCUGAACCUCGAGCAGGCAGCAGCAGCAAGGCUGGUGGUGGUGGUGGACGACUGCCACCGAGGAGGUGACCUCGCGCGCAGGCGAGCUCAACCCGGUGGAGCUUCGCUCGCCCGCACUCGGGCCGAGGGUCGUCCACGAAACUUUGGCGGCGGCGGCGGCGUCAUGAAGUGCGGAAGGUCGCGGGCCACGCCGGAAUCGUCGCCCUCGUUGCCACCUCGGGCCCCGCUCGCCGGCGCCGAGGCCUCCCUGAAACGGGCUCUGUCCGUGGCGCGGCGCGACUCCCGGGCGUGGGAUGCGGCCGUGGCGUCGUGCGAGGCCCCCCUCGCCUCGCUGGCCAACCGGGCCGAGCAGCUGCGGUGCCUGCGCGACGUCGACCUGGACGCGACCCCGCUGAGGGAUUUCCCCGAGCUGGGCCCCCGGCUCGGCUACAAGAUCGCCCAGGCCAUGGAGGAGCUGCUGGCCAGGGUGGAGGAGCAGAUGAAGGUUCUGCAGGAGUUGCGGGACCAUCUGAGCGGCGAGUUCGGCACCUGCUGGGCCACAUACGAGAGGGACGCGCCCGCCCUGGCCGUCUGCCUGCAGCGCACGGCCCUGCGGCCAUCGCUGGCCGACAUGCUCGCGUGGCUGCAGGAUGUGGAGCGGAUGCGGCGCCUCGAGUUCAUGAAGCGAAGGCUGCUGCUGCAAAGGGUCGGCGAGGAGGACCUGGGCUACAUCCAGGGCCUCCCACAGGCCUGGGCUCGUCUCUCCUCCAAGCGAGACGGCGACUUCAUUCACGAUGUUCUGCUGAACGUUUCCUUCUUCCUGGACGAGAAUUGAACCGGCUCCAGAUUCGUCUGUCGCACGGUCAAGACCGGACGUCAAAACCGCAUCACUGGCCGUUUGACUGUGACCUUCAGUGUUUUACAAGCAACGAGGUGUACCGAGAAAAAGUUACAUUUUUUAUUCAGGGUAAACUCACACACGGCAGCAAAACGGCAUUCUAAAUAGUUCCCAUAAGGAACUCGUACACAGCAAGGCACACGAUGUGCUAGUUUUUCGCACACAAAG